GACUUCGAUCAUCGUCACGCUGGAAGGAAACUACCGUCCUUUUUGCAGCGUCACACAUCUGAGGUCCGAUUACUUCUUGAAAGCUGUAAAGAGCGGCCGAACAAAGCGCAAACUCCAUAAUCAAAGAUAAAGAGUGAAUGGUGAGAAGAAUUUUCACCAGAGCACCAUCAAAUCUACACAUUAUUAUUUUUGGCUCUCUGUUGUGUGUUGUUCAAUUCGCUCCUUAAGUUGCCUUCAAAAUGUCAAACUGUUUCACUACGGCAGCGCUGUUUCUGUGCGCUCUUAGCACGAUCUGCAAUGCAUUUGUACCACCUUUUUCGUCUCUACCAACUGKAGUAACCACAAGGACAGAGCGAAAAGAACAAGAUCCACUGCUUCCGAUUUUGCCAUCUCCAACUGGAUCAAAGUCUACGGCGCUCUUCGGAAUCCCCAAAAUGUUUCGUUGGUUGACCGAUCAAUAUCCCGAUAUCAUCAACAAUCGCCUCGAAGAAGGAUUGGCCGAAGAUGUUUCGGUAGACAAUUUUUAUUUGGACAUGAACGGAAUCAUCCAUCCAUGUACGCAUGGUAACAAUGACAGCGAAUUGGUGUAUUUGGAUGAGACAGCGAUGUUCAAAAAGAUUUUCCUUUACGUCGAUCGAUUGUACAAGAUGGUUCAGCCGAACCAGGUUCUGUACCUCGCCGUAGAUGGAACCGCACCUCGUGCCAAAAUGAAUCAACAGCGAUCGCGUCGGUUUCGAUCAGCAAAGGAAGCCGAGCAACUGGCCGCAGAUUUGGCGGCUCGAGAAAAUUUCAAAGGAAAGGAGUUAAAGAUUGAGAAGGACAAGCAACGAUUCGAUUCAAAUUGCAUUACUCCAGGAACCGAUUUCAUGUUGAAGUUAUCGCUAGCCCUACAAAAGUGGGUUGAUUACAAACUGAAAACGGAUCCAUUUUGGAUGAACGGUGCUACUGUCAUUGUUAGUGGACCAGAUGUUCCAGGAGAAGGAGAACACAAGGUCAUGGAUUUCAUUCGAGAAUCGCAACAGGAAUAUCGCAAAACAGGGGAAUCCACCGAUCUCUACGGUCCCGGAUGGACACAUGUCUUGUAUGGUCUCGAUGCUGACCUAAUCAUGGUAAGUAAAAUAUGAAUUCUACUAUUCCACCAUACCGUCAUUUUCCAAAAAAGCUUACAAAUCCAUUUUGAAUAAUGCUUUCAUCUCUAAUUGAAUGAAUUAGCUGGGACUAGUCACUCACGAAAGCAACUUCAUGCUCUUGCGAGAAAAAAUGUCUGUCGUUAUGGCUGGCCGAGGACGUAACAAAUAUCGUAAAAAGAAGGACAUGAUGGAAUACACUCGCCAUGACUUCGAAUUACUGGAAUUGGCAAGUUUGCGCAAGCUCCUAGCCAUCCAAUUUCGCAAGUUCUCUGAUCAAUUAGAGGGAGAUUACUCUUUAGAUCGAAUAGUUGACGACUUUGUUUUCAUGUGCAUGCUGGUUGGAAACGACUUUUUAAGCCACUGCCCCCACCUGGAAAUCAAUGGCGGUGCCAUAUCACUGAUGAUGACAACAUACAUUGACUUGUUACCUGAUUGGGGAGGAUAUUUGACAGAUCGCGAGAAGAUUGCCCCUGAAAGAUUCGAAGAGUUCAUUUAUCAUUUGUCGGUUUACGAAGAGGAGCACUUUAAAAAGCGGGGGUACGAAGAAAACGAGCCCGGGUGGAAGCUCGAAUCAGAUAAUGAACACGACGAGAACGACUUUUACGGCAUCUUUUAUUCCGGCAAUCCGACUCCUUCGUGUGCUGUCGCCGCAAAUGUGAAAGGGAGUGAACCUCCACCUUCUCGAAAGGUCAAAAAAGUACCCAAAACCUCUGCGGAGGUGGCGAGUGAAGAAGAAAUGAAGAAGGUGGACGAGGACAACGAAUAUCCUCAUGUUGUUGGACCUAAAGGGAACCGCGCAUUCCGAAGAAGGCAUCCAGAUAGCCAAGCUCGCUCGUAUCGAGACUUUUACUACGAAUCGAAACUUGGCUGGCCAACGGAGGACCGUGAAAAAACCCUCUUUCAUCGCCGAGCCCAUGCGAGGGACUACCUAGAAGGACUUCACUGGAAUUUGAAUUACUACCACAAUGGUUGUUGCGAUUGGGAUUGGUAUUUCCCGCAUCUCUACAGCCCCCUGGCAACAGAUAUGGUUAACUUGGAUGAAUUCUAUCACGAUGAUCCAGAUGAUGCUGAAUUCAAAAGCUUCCCAUUUGAAUUGGGUACCCCUUUCCCUAGUCUAGCUCAGCUAUUGUCAGUUCUUCCACCUCAGAGUGCUAACUUGUUGCCAACGGCUCUAGGAGAGCUGAUGCUACAUCCCUCUUCUCCUUUAAUCGAGUACUAUCCUUCCGAUUUUACCUCCGAUCCGAAUGGAAAGCGUCAAGCAUGGGAAGCAAUCGUUCAAAUCCCUUUCAUCGAGAGUGAGCUUCUGCUUGACACAGUCAAUCAAAUCUUGGAAAAGGAUGACGGAGAUAACAAAAUUCUGACUCCCUCUGAAAGGAGACGGAACCGACCUGGUAAGAUCCACUAUUUCAAACCCACUGGAGAUGGGGAGAAAGUCGACAGAAAAAAUACCAACGGCAGCAAUGUUUCAUCAAAGAGAAGUGCACGAGGUAAGAAGAGUAACGUCAGAGGGGGGCAAGCCAAAAGAACUAGUCCAACUUCCUCUGUAGCGGGUAGUAAGAAGAAACCAUCACCAAAGAAAGCAAGGAAAACCAAGGUACCUAGUAAGAAAGCAAGGAAGACAAAGGUUUCUAGUGAGAAAUAAAAGAACAUAGGCUACAAGAUCAAAAGAGUUCAGUUAACCGAUAUUGACGACGAUUCGAUAGUAAGGAUGUGUUUUACAGUAAUCAAUUGGGAGAUCUGUUAAUUCUGAGUUUACUAUUAUGGUGUCCCCUCAAUACUAUUUUAUAUAAUACAUAGGAAAAUCACCU
Messenger RNA from Pseudo-nitzschia multistriata, 2938 nucleotides. Lineage: Eukaryota; Bacillariophyta; Bacillariophyceae; Bacillariales; Bacillariaceae. The record is from the annotation of a GenBank genome assembly.